GAGCCGCUCUCCCGCGGGAGGCGGCGGAGCAGCGCGGACCGCAGCGCACCGGGGCUGCCGAGCCCCUUCCCUCCUGCCGGGACAGCGGCGGCGGCGGCAGGAAGCAAAAUGAUGGUCCAACACUCAGGCCAGGUAUCUGCAUUAGAAGUCAGCGCCUCCGCAAUUGUUCCCACUUUGUCCCCUGCAGGGUCACUGGGGUUUGAUGAUUUCACAAAUUUAACCCCCUUGGUGAAGGAGGAACUGAGGUUUGCCAUUCAGAACAAGCGUCAGUUCCACAGGAUGUCUUCCACUUUGGACACAGUGACUGUUUCUGAAAGGCCAGUUGAAACAUCAAUGCUGAAAACAGAGUUUUCUCCUGAAGAGGAUGAAAGAAAAAAGAGAAGAAGGGAAAGGAAUAAAAUUGCUGCAGCAAAGUGCCGAAACAAAAAGAAGGAAAAAACAGAAUGUUUGCAAAAAGAAUCAGAGAAGCUGGAGACGAUCAAUGCAGAGCUGAAAGCCCAGAUUGAGGAGCUGAAGAACGAGAAGCAGCAUUUGAUAUACAUGCUCAACCUGCACAGGCCCACCUGCAUAGUCCGUGCACAGAACGGGAGGACACCUGAAGAUGAAAGAAAUCUUUUUAUUCAACAGAUCAAAGAGGGCACAUUGCAAGGUUAAGUGAUACGGCAAACGUGGAAAUAUUUAAAAUGUUUUUAACAGCUACCAG
Molecule: messenger RNA, 703 nt
Organism: Agelaius phoeniceus (red-winged blackbird)
Lineage: Eukaryota; Metazoa; Chordata; Aves; Passeriformes; Icteridae
Gene: ATF3
Product: activating transcription factor 3
Biological process (GO): regulation of transcription by RNA polymerase II
Cellular component (GO): nucleus
Molecular function (GO): RNA polymerase II cis-regulatory region sequence-specific DNA binding; DNA-binding transcription factor activity, RNA polymerase II-specific
Source: RefSeq, a predicted model, not a curated record